CUCUCCUGCUGCGACUUCGACUUCGAUAUCUCUGACGAGAUAGGCCGUAUCCCGACCCUCCUCCGCCGUUUAUUUCUGAACCUGAGCUGCAACUCCUUCGCCGGAGCAAUCCCGUCGCGGUUCUCUAGCCUCGUCAAUCUCGGAACUCUCGACAUCUCUCACAACAAACUCGCCGGAAACCUAAACGUCUUGGGCUCUUGGCUGAUCUUCAGAACCUCGUCUCACUCAACAUCUCCUUCAACGAAUUCUCCGGCGAGCUGCCCAACGUCUUCGCUGAUCUUCAGAAUCGAGCAGAGGACUCUUUAUCUCCAGAUUCUCCACCGACCCAAUAACGAUAACGAUGGAUGAGUUUAUAGACAUGAAUGAAGAAGAUGCUCUCGCUGAGAUAAAUUUGGAAGCUACACAACUAGAAGAACAGCAAAGUGAAACUCAUUCUGGGGAAUCAGCUCAAGCUCAACGCAAGAGACGUAAAACAUCACGGGUUUGGGAAGAUUUUGUAUCAGUGGGGAUAGAAAAUGAUGGCAAAGAAAGGGCCAGAUGCUUGCAUUGUUGUAUGAAGUUGGUGACACGUAAUGAAAAGAAUGUGAGCUGUGGAACUCAUCAUCUACAACGCCACUUGGAAACUUGUCCAAAGAAGCCUCCAAAGGAAGCUAAGGAUGCAUAUGAUCACAAGAGAGAUCGUGAGAUGGUUAGUGAGGUAAUCAUUUAUCAUGAUCUUCCGUUCAGAUACGUAGAAUACGAGAAGGUUAGACAACGAGACAAGUAUCUGAAUCCAGAGUGUCAGCCUAUUUGUAGACAAACGGCUGCAGCAGAUGUUUAUAAGACGUAUGAAGUAGAAAAGGAAGAGCUGAAGAAAGUGUUUGCUAGACAUACUGCUCGGGUUUGCUUUACUUCUGAUCUUUGGACAUCUCGUCCUAAUAGCAUGGGAUAUAUAUGUCUUACUGCCCACUUCAUAGAUGAUGGCUGGAACUUGCAGAGUAAGAUUCUUGCUUUCUGCGAUUUGAAGCCUCCACACACAGGAGAAGAGAUUGCUAACAAGAUUCUGGAGUGUAUGAUGGAAUGGGGUUUAGAGAAGAAGGUAUUCUCUAUUACCUUAGACAAUGCUAAUAAUAACGACAGUAUGCAGAGGAUCCUCAAUGGACAGCUUCAGAUGAUGAGUGGUUAUGGCUUAUUGUUGGAUGGCAAGUAUUUACAUGUGAGAUGUUGUGCGCACAUCCUGAACUUGAUCGUGAAAGAAGGCUUAGAAUUAGCGAAAGAUCUCUUGCACAACAUCAGGGAAAGUGUGAGGUAUGUGAAAGCAUCUCAGACAAGAAUUCAAGCCUUUGCGGCAUGUGUAGAGCGAGUGGGGAUUCCUGGUGGAUCUGGUUUAUCACUUGACGUUGCUACCAGGUGGAACUCUACUUAUGAAAUGCUCGUUAGAGCGUUGAAGUUUAGGGAAGCAUUUAAAAGCUUGGAGGCUUUUGACAGGCACUACAGAUGGCUACCUUCUGAAAGAGAGUGGGAUCGUGGGCAAAAAAUAAGUGAGUUUCUGAAACCUUUCAAUCAAAUCACUACUCUCUUUUCAGGGUCAAAGUACCCAACAUCUAGUGUGUACUUCACAGAAGUUUGGAGGAUUGAGUUAUUGCUGAAGCAUUUUGCGAGCUGUGAUGAUUUUGAUAUGAAGCAGAUGGCUAAGGAAAUGCAAAUUAAAUUUGCUAAGUACUGGGAGGAUUACAGCAUCAUUUUGGCUAUGGGGGCAAUUUUAGAUCCGAGGCUGAAGUUGGAAGUUCUUGAGAAAGCUUAUGAGAGAGUGGAUCCUUCUACUUCUAGUUUAAAAACUGAAGAGCUUAGGACUAAUUUGACUAAACUUUAUAAAGAGUAUCAAGCUAGGACUUGGGGCAGUUCUUCUGGCACUUCAUCUACACCAACUCCACAUGAUCUAGUUACUGAAUCACCUCUUGAAGAUGAUUUUGACAAUGAUCUCUUUGAAUUGGAAAGAAGCCUUGGGAGUAAUGUAGGAAACACAAGAACACAUUUAGAUGUGUAUCUGGAUGAGAAGAGGUUAGAUAGAAGGUCUUUUCGCAAUUUGGAUGAAACCUCAAAAAUGUAGGUUAAUAAAUAAGUAUUUUUUUUGUUGUUCUAUAAUUACAUGAUUUUUAGACCGAACUGGUGAAUAUAUUAGAAAAACAUUUAUAUUUCGAGUAUGCACUUAUAUUCUAUAACAUCUUUAUGUAUUA
Molecule: messenger RNA, 2216 nt
Organism: Brassica napus (rape)
Lineage: Eukaryota; Viridiplantae; Streptophyta; Magnoliopsida; Brassicales; Brassicaceae
Product: zinc finger BED domain-containing protein RICESLEEPER 2-like
Exons: 3
Coding region: 341-2089 (582 amino acids)
Molecular function (GO): DNA binding
Source: RefSeq, a predicted model, not a curated record